Molecule: messenger RNA, 1945 nt
Organism: Frankliniella occidentalis (western flower thrips)
Lineage: Eukaryota; Metazoa; Arthropoda; Insecta; Thysanoptera; Thripidae
Product: ornithine decarboxylase 2-like
Exons: 8
Coding region: 262-1698 (478 amino acids)
Cellular component (GO): cytoplasm
Molecular function (GO): ornithine decarboxylase activity
Source: RefSeq, a predicted model, not a curated record
UCAGCCAAUACACGUGUGAACGCAGUAGAUGGGUGGGCGUGGGGCUUUGAAGCGGCGGCGCUGUCGAGACCCAACUACUAGAGAACCGAGCCAACUGUAACCUACGUGUUUAGCUUCUACUUCUCCUGGCCUCAGCCCUCAUGCCGCAUACCCGCUCAUAACUAGAUUGAUUCAUCCACCCAUUACCAACGUAGCUAGGAGGUGGACCACUCAUCGGUGGCAGUAUCCACGGUCCACGCCAGUAUUGAAUCGGCCUACACGAUGCGCUCUACGGCAAGUCUAGCAUCUGCGCGGAUUUUACGCUCCUACCCACGUUUGCUCGAUGCAGCAUCGACGUGGUUGUUCCCUGGAGGAAUAGUGAGUAUGCGCAGUCUCUCCCGCAGCAUGCUGCAACCGGAGGACUACGUGCACGUGCUGGGGCCGAAACUGUCGCCGCUGGACGAGCUGCGGUCCGUGUGCCACGCCACGGGCCAGGAGGACGCCUUCUACCUGUGCAACGUGGACGACGUGGUGCACAAGAUGGAGCUGUGGCGCCAGCUGCUGCCGCGCGUCCGCCCGCACUACGCCGUCAAGUGCAACGCCAGCCGCGUCGUCCUCAACACGCUGGCCGCGCUCGGGGCGGGCUUCGACUGCGCGUCCAAGGGCGAGAUCGAGGAGGUGCUGAGCCUGGGCGUGGACCCGAGCAGGAUCAUCUUCGCGCAGCCGGCCAAGCCCGCGACGCACAUCCGCUUCGCGGCGGGCCGCGGCAUCAACCUGGCCACGUUCGACAACGAGGAGGAGCUGUACAAGAUGCGCGCGCUUCACCCCAAGUGCCGGCUGGUGCUGCGCAUCCGCUGCGACGCGGACGACGCCACCUACUGCCUGGGCAUCAAGUACGGCUGCGACGCGGAGAGGGACGCGCCGCGGCUGCUGCGCACGGCGCGCGACCUGGGGCUGCAAGUGGUGGGCGUGAGCUUCCACGUCGGCUCGGGCUGCAGGGAGGAGCACGUCUACCGCAGGGCGGUGCGCGCCGCCAGGCAUGUCUUCGACGUCGCCGAGGGUCUUGACAUCCGGGGCAUGAGGCUCCUCGACGUCGGCGGCGGCUACCCGGGUGACCCCGAGGCCGAGCCCGUCUUCCGCAAGAUGGCUGAGGCCAUCAACUCGAGCGUGGCCGAGUUCUUCCCCUCUCCCGACGUGGACGUCAUCUCGGAGCCCGGAAUGUACUUUGUGUCUUCCGCCUUCACCCUGGCCGCGAACGUACACUCCAAGAGGGAGGUGCGCAGUGAGGCCGGUGACCUGGAAAGCGUCAUGUACUACAUCAACGACGGCGCGUACGGCUCCUUCAUCGAAGCGGUCCUCGACACGAAACGGUUUCGUGGCGUUCCCCUUGAGGCCCACGGCGAGUCGUGCGACGCGGUGCCUAGUUCGGUGUGGGGCCCGACGUGCGACGGCACGGACAAGGUGGAGGAUGGCAAUCUGCUGCCGCCGCUGGAGUUGGGCAGCUGGCUGUUAUACCACAACCACGGCGCGUACACUGUUGCCCUGGCCACCGGCUUCAACGGCCUCCCUACCCCCAAGGUCCACGCCGUUGUGUCGACCAGCACAUGGUCACAGCUCCGCGACAGAGCUCCCUUCACGGAGAGCCACUUUGUGCCCAGCUUGGCCACCGGCCGCCGACACACGAGCGCCUCGCUGGCUGACCCGCACCCCUGCGUCUGACCCUGGCGCUACAGGGUAGGACACCUCCAUUCACCCGGCAGCACAAAAACUGGACAGAGGAGGGGAGAGCGAUGCUGCCAGACCAGUCCAAAUGAGGCUUAAGCAUACACCUCCAGUGCCUCAAUGAUGUCCCUUUAAACAAAGCAUACUGAUUUACACAACGCCCCAAAAAUAAGAAAAGAAGUAACAUGAUUACAGUCUUUAUUUCUUAAUGAAAAUAUCAUUACAUUUAACUAUUGAACAUGUA